Molecule: messenger RNA, 1410 nt
Organism: Pieris macdunnoughi
Lineage: Eukaryota; Metazoa; Arthropoda; Insecta; Lepidoptera; Pieridae
Source: the annotation of a GenBank genome assembly
AUGGAUUCCAACGGUGUGCCGCCCGCUCAGGAAAUGGAGACAUUUUUGCCUCAACACGAAAAAGGCAAAGAGGUCGAAGAAAAAAAAUAUACCCUGACAAAAGAUGCAGAAUCAGGCGAAUAUGAUCCAUUCGAAGACAGGCAAUUAGAGAAUCCUACUUCUCCCACGGAUACACUCGCCCAUCUGCUCAAAGCUUCACUUGGCACCGGUAUCUUGGCUAUGCCCAAAGCGUUUUCGGCUUCUGGGUUAAUAGCAGGAAUAUUCUUCACGAUUUUAGUUGCGGUUGUGUGCACUCACUGCGCGUACGUACUUAUUAAAUGCGCUCACGUUCUGUACAAAAAGACGAAAAAGCCAGCAAUGAGUUUCCCAGAAGUAGCGGAGGCGUCUCUACUGAAUGGACCGGAAUGGGGAAAGAGAUGGGCGUAUUCAUUCAGAAUAUUUAUUUUAACCAGUCUUUUCCUGACAUAUUUUGGGACCUGCUCGGUGUAUAGCGUUAUCAUAGCGAAAAAUAUACUUCAGGUUGUGCAGCUAUACAUAAAAGGUACGGAGGACUUGUCAAUACGAAUAAUCAUAGUAUUACUGCUGAUCCCUCUAAUAUUCAUGGUUUGGAUUAAAAACUUAAAGUACCUGGCUCCAGUAUCGAUGAUCGCUAAUUUAUUCAUGGGCCUUGGGCUCGGAAUCACUGUUUACUUCUUAGUGGGCACUGGUGAAUUGAAUAUAGGCAAGGUGGCCCUUAUAAAGUCACCCGUAAAGUGGCCUGAAUUCUUCUCUCUGACGAUUUUUGCUAUGGAAGCUAUUGGUGUGGUGAUGCCGUUAGAGAACUCAAUGAAGACUCCAAAAGCCUUAUUAGGCUACUGCGGCGUCUUGAACAAAGGAAUGUCUGGAGUCACCGUUGUGUACAUCCUUCUUGGAUUUCUGGGAUACUUGCGAUAUGGAGAAGAUGUAAUGGACACUAUCUCAUCUAACCUGGGACAGCCUGGUGAUCCCCAAGUGUAUAUAAUCCUUGCCCAAGUGGUCAAAGUGAGCAUUGCAAUUGCUGUCUACUGUACUUUCGGCCUUCAAUUCUUCGUGUGCAUUGAAAUCAUGUGGAACGCCAUCAAGGAUAAGUUCACCAAGCGGCCUGAUUUCGCAGACUACGUUAUGAGAACCAUCAUGGUCACCCUCUGUGUGAGCCUUGCUGUUGCUGUACCAUCUAUUGGCCCACUUAUGAGUGUAAUUGGAGCUCUCUGUUUCUCACUUCUCGGCUUAAUAGCACCGGCCUUUAUUGAAGUCGUCACAUACUGGGAUAUCGGAUACGGCCCGUACAAGUAUCUCAUUUGGAAAAACGUUUUUGUACUCAUAUUUGGACUAUUUGCUCUAAUAUUCGGUACCAAACUUGCGAUCAUAGGAAUUAUCAACGAUAGUGCAUGA